AUGCCAUCAACCAAGCUCCUACGAGGCAUCGCGCCUCUAGUAGCGCAACCCUCCUCGGCCGCCGCCCGCCGCCGAACAACCACAUCCCUCCUCCGUCUCCGGCACCAACCACCAUCACAACAACCUCCCCGCCGAGCAGCCCACACCACCACCUCCGGCCUCCGCCCCCGUCUCCAACCCCAAUCAUGGCACCCAACAACACCCUCUCCCCAGCAGCCUAAGCGCACCAUCUUCAUCCAAACCGAACCAACCCCCAAUGCCAACUCCCUCAAAUUCCUCCCCAACCACCCUGUCCUCCCCGAGUCCAUCUCCACCCCCUUCGUAGAAUACCUCUCCCCCCGCUCCACCAUCUCCCCCCCAUACCCUUCCCCCCUCGCCGCAAACCUCAUGAACGUCGACGGCGUCACCUCGGUCUUUUACGGCCAAGACUUUAUAACAGUCACCAAAUCCGCCGACGCCGUCUGGGCCCACAUUCGCCCCGAGAUCUUCUCCCUCAUCACCGAAGCCAUCACCUCCGGCCAGCCCCUUGUCAACAUCUCCCAGCAAUCUGCCUCCUCCCCGUCCACAGCAGAGCAAGAGCAGGAAUCCGGGGAAAGGGACAGUCUAGAAUACGACGAAAACGACAGUGAAGUCGUUGGCAUGAUCAAGGAGCUCUUGGAAACGAGGAUCCGCCCAGCGAUUCAGGAAGAUGGAGGGGAUAUCGAAUUCAGGGGUUUCGAGAAUGGCAUCGUCAUGUUGAAACUCAGGGGCGCGUGCAGGACUUGUGAUUCGAGCACGGUUACGCUCAAGAAUGGGAUUGAGGGCAUGUUGAUGCAUUAUAUUGAGGAAGUUCAGGGCGUGGAACAGGUGCUUGACGAAGAGGAGGAAAUCGCCAUCAAGGAGUUUGCCAAGUUUGAGGAGAAGCUCAAGGCGCAAAAGGGAGCUGUUCCCGAGUCGAGUGGGAAGGGUGGGUUGGAUAGUGUGCCUGGUUAA
Messenger RNA from Podospora anserina S mat+, 972 nucleotides. RefSeq lists its product as uncharacterized. NCBI's taxonomy places the organism in Eukaryota, Fungi, Ascomycota, Sordariomycetes, Sordariales, Podosporaceae. Bases 1 to 972 code for a protein of 323 amino acids. The transcript is spliced from 2 exons. Gene Ontology annotation, molecular function: iron-sulfur cluster binding; iron ion binding. Gene Ontology annotation, biological process: iron-sulfur cluster assembly. Gene Ontology annotation, cellular component: mitochondrion. The record is from RefSeq and is a predicted model, not a curated record.